Messenger RNA from Trichoderma virens Gv29-8, 1905 nucleotides. RefSeq lists its product as uncharacterized. The record is from RefSeq and is a predicted model, not a curated record. Lineage: Eukaryota; Fungi; Ascomycota; Sordariomycetes; Hypocreales; Hypocreaceae. Gene Ontology annotation, molecular function: ATP hydrolysis activity. The transcript has a single exon. The annotation marks the transcript as partial.
AUGGCAGUUCGUGAUACCCUUGAUGCCAACAGACAAAAUGAAAUCGCGUAUCAUGAAGAAUUACGGGUUCGUACGGAUGAUGCGUGCCAAUGGAUCAUAUCUGAUGAUAAGUUUUCCUACUGGAAAUUGAAUUCACGCGAUACGAACUUUUGUGUCUUAUUUGGAGACAUGGGUUGUGGAAAAACCAUGACAACCGCUUACCUUGUUGACGUCCUUAAGGAGCAAGCUCCUGAAAAGCAAUACGUCUGCGCUUACUACUGCAAAGAUGAUCAAGAAACUACAAAUCUCGGCAAUAUUUACAGAAGUCUUAUAUGGCAAUUGCUUAAACGGGAGCCUGCGCUAAAGGACAGAUUCCAAAUCUGGUAUGAGGAGAACAAUUCUGCUGGCCAAGUGGAUGCAACGCAGUCCGCCAUUAAAUUGCGCGAAUUCUUACACGACACUCUCUCUUCUUCAGAAAAGUUGGCUUUUAUUUUCUUGGAUGGCUUGGAUGAAUGUCAUUUCACUCCUCGAGAUGAACUGCUAUCCCUCUUCCGUGAGCUCAGCGAACAAAAUGCUCGGGUGAAGAUUUUCAUUUCUUCCCGAUAUGAUGACGAGAUUCAGCAAUCUUUGCCGCCUAGCGCCAGCCGAAUUGAUCUUUGUUUGACGCAUGAGAGAAGUUUAAUGAUUGCCAAGCACCUCGCCACCAAGUUCAAGAUCCAGGAAGACAUUCGUGAUAGAGUGGCCGACGAGCUUUCUCAAAGAGCCAACGGCUGCGCCAUUUGGCUGCGAAUCGCUUUUGAGUUUCUUAAAACUCUUCAUAUACAGGGCUUGAAACUCAUGGAGACUGAGCUGAAGCGCCUUCAUUCUUAUAAAACCCUCACCAACCUAUAUUGGGCUCUGUUUGAAAAGAUGUGCGCGGGUCAGCAACACAAUGAAAAGUGUCUCAAGAGAGCUCUGGAGACGCUCGCAGUUGCCCAGAGGCCUCUAUCUCUAGACGAGCUUGUUUACACUGUGUUUAUUGAUAUAAAUGACAACACUCAUAUUACCAUAGAUGAGCUGGAAGAGUAUGCCCAAUCUUUGAACCUCCUUGAGCUCAUCCGGCCUUUCAUCAGCACCAUAAAAAUAGAUGGUGGAAAACAAAUUCAACUUCGUCUUGUCCACCAGUCUCUAAAAGAGCUCAUUUUACAGGCUCCACCAUCAGAGUGGAAUCAGGUUGCUCAACGAGAUGGGAAAACAGGCGCUAUCUCACGCGAGGCUGAAUUACACAGCAAUCUCCUCAGACGUUGCGUCAAAUAUCUCCUCUUAGAUGAAUGUGAGAGAAUUGAUCUUUCCUCGAGCUUCAAGACUGCUCAUGAAGAUGAACAUCUCCGUGGGUUUAACGGCUUUUUUGACGAUGACGAAGAUACAGCCGAUUCAUUAGAGAUCUUCAAUCCGUUCAAAGUUGGGCUCGGAAGAUUUUUUACCUAUGCUGCUUCGUACUGGGCAGCCCAUAUGUCAGACACUUCACAAGAACUGUGGCUUGAUCAAGCAACUUUUAUCAAAUUAUGCACUCCCGGCUCUCAGCGUCUUGAAAACUGGGUUGUGCAGUGGACAAGGUCGAACUGCUCUGGUUCUAACGCAUUCAAAUCGUUAGAAGUUAUGUCACAAGUUGACCCCGUCGUUGUAGCUGCUGCUCUUGCUCCAGUAGCUUACAUGACUGGCCUACUUAAACUCCAUAAUUUGAACCUUGUUCCCGACUCUCUUUGGUUUGCUGUCAAGCAGCUAAUCGAGCGAAAUUGCAUCUCAACUAUCCACGAUAUUCUGAGGGACGAGGUCCUUGGGGUGAAUCUACGCUCCACGCCGUUUAUCAUGGAUGUGGUAAAAGUCUGGUCAGAUUUCAGAGUAUUGCAUGGCGUUGUAGCGAAUGAAUGGGAAGAUUUAUUCGAU